Messenger RNA from Closterium sp. Naga37s-1, 1002 nucleotides. NCBI's taxonomy places the organism in Eukaryota, Viridiplantae, Streptophyta, Zygnematophyceae, Desmidiales, Closteriaceae. The record is from the annotation of a GenBank genome assembly.
AUGGACCCAUCUGCCGUCCCUGCCGCCAAGCUCACGCAUGUCUUCUACGCCUUUGCUUCCAUCGACCCCACCACAUACAAGGUCGUCCCUUUCAACCCAGCCGUCGAUGUGACCCAGGGCCUCUAUCUGCGCUUCAACUCCGCUCUAAAGACUGCCAACCCGGCCAUAAAAACUCUCCUCUCCAUCGGCGGCUAUUCUGCAGGCACCACUGUUUUCGCCAACGCCGCCUCCUCUGCCUCCUCCCGCUCUGCUUUCAUCCAAUCCGCGAUCGCCCUCGCCCGCAAGUACAAUUUCGACGGUCUGGAUAUCGACUGGGAGUUCCCAACGGGCAACGCCGCCCCGUUCUCCGCCCUGCUCACUGAUUUCCGGGCGGCGAUCGAAUCCGAAGCUGCCGCCUCCGGGAAAUCGAAGCUUCUGCUGUCUGCGGCGGUUUCUGCCUACGAGCCUACAAUCACCCAGGCCUACGACGUCCCGACGCUUAACAAAACACUGGACUUUGUUAAUGUUAUGACUUACGAUCUGCAUGGGUCGUGGGAGAAGACGACUGGCAUGCACACAGCUCUGGAGGACCUGAGCAAUUCCCAGCUGAGCCUCAAGGGCGCCAUGACUGCCUGGGUGUCCCGAGGCUUGGCCCGGAGCAAGGCCAUGCUAGGCUUGGCGAUGUACGGCCGAACCUGGACUCUUGCCUCGGCAAGCAGCACUGGGGUUGGAGCUGCGGCCACUGGGGCUGGCCAGACUGGGUCUAUCAGUCAGGAAUCUGGUAUCCUCUUUUACAAGGAAAUCGACCAGCUGGUAACCGCUGGAGGUUACACAGCUACACUCCACACCCCAACAUCCUCUAUGUAUGCAGUAAAGGGUAACCAGUGGGUUGGUUACGACAACCCGUCCACCAUCACCGCCAAGGUUCAGUUUGCCAAGGCGCAAAGCUAUGGAGGGUGGUUCUUCUGGGCUCUGAGCCAGGAUGCAAACAAUGCUCUCCUCAACGCUGCAGCCGCUGCAUGA